AUGACCACCACCAUCCGCCAGUUCACCUCCUCCAGCUCCAUCAAGGGCUCCUCUGGUCUGGGGGGCGGCUCGUCCCGCACCUCCUGCCGGCUGUCUGGCAGCCUGGGCCCUGGCUCCUGCAGGCUGGGGUCUGCGGGGGGCCUGGGCAGUGCCCUCGGGGGCAGCAGCUAUUCGAGCUGCUACAGCUUUGGCUCUGGCAGUGGUUACGGCGGCAGCUUUGGGGCCGUGGACGGGCUGCUGGCGGGUGGGGAGAAGGCCACCAUGCAGAACCUCAACGACCGGCUGGCCUCCUACCUGGACAAGGUGCGCGCCCUGGAGGAGGCCAACACUGAGCUGGAGGUGAAGAUCCGGGACUGGUACCAGAAGCAGGCCCCGGGGCCCGCCCGUGACUACAGCCACUACUACCAGACCAUCGAGGACCUGAAGAACAAGAUCCUCACGGCCACCGUGGACAAUGCCAACAUCCUGCUGCAGAUUGACAACGCCCGCCUGGCAGCUGAUGACUUCCGCACCAAGUUUGAGACGGAGCAGGCCCUGCGGGUGAGUGUGGAGGCCGACACCAAUGGCCUGCGCAGGGUGCUGGACGAGCUGACCCUGGCCAGGGCCGACCUGGAGAUGCAGAUCGAGAACCUCAAGGAGGAGCUGGCCUACCUGCGGAAGAACCACGAGGAGGAGAUGAACGCCCUGCGAGGCCAGGUGGGUGGUGAGAUCAACGUGGAGAUGGACGCCGCCCCCGGCGUGGACCUGAGCCGAAUCCUGAACGAGAUGCGCGACCAGUACGAGAAGAUGGCGGAGAAGAACCGCAAGGACGCCGAGGACUGGUUCUUCAGCAAGACAGAGGAGCUGAACCGCGAGGUGGCCACCAACAGCGAGCUGGUACAGAGCGGCAAGAGCGAGAUCUCCGAGCUCCGGCGCACCAUGCAGGCCUUGGAGAUCGAGCUGCAGUCCCAGCUCAGCAUGAAAGCAUCCCUGGAAGGUAGCCUGGCUGAGACAGAGAACCGCUACUGCGUGCAGCUGGCCCAGAUCCAGGGGCUGAUCGGCAGCGUGGAGGAGCAGCUGGCCCAGCUGCGCUGCGAGAUGGAGCAGCAGAACCAGGAGUACAAGAUCCUGCUGGACGUGAAGACGCGGCUGGAGCAGGAGAUCGCCACCUACCGCCGCCUGCUGGAGGGCGAGGAUGCCCACCUGACUCACUACAAGCCCAAAGAACCCGUGACCACACGCCAGGUGCGCACCAUUGUGGAAGAGGUCCAGGAUGGCAAGGUCAUCUCCUCCCGCGAGCAGGUCCACCAGACCACCCGCUGA
This is a messenger RNA of Puma concolor (puma), 1302 nucleotides long. It is a transcript of the gene KRT17, whose product is annotated as keratin 17. Gene Ontology annotation, biological process: intermediate filament organization; epithelial cell differentiation. Gene Ontology annotation, cellular component: cytoskeleton. Lineage: Eukaryota; Metazoa; Chordata; Mammalia; Carnivora; Felidae. The record is from RefSeq and is a predicted model, not a curated record. Gene Ontology annotation, molecular function: structural molecule activity.